AUGGAUGACCCCGAGGAGACCUUUGGGGGAGAUGGGGAUGCCAGCCCGGCGCCCUACGAGGAGCUGGUGUCCGUGAUGGCCGGGGGCUUGUACGGGGAACUGGAGCGGCUGGUGGGCGCCCACGGCCCUACCGCGGUCUCUGGGCUGCUGCCGCAGGUAGUUUCCGUCCUGGAGGCCCUGCAGGAGGCUUGCGGGCAAGUGCGGGACCGGGACCAGGCUCUGGAGCGGCUGCGGGACGACCGGCUGAGACUCCUGGAGCAAUACGAGCGCGAACGGGCAGGGCGCAAGCGGGCGGACGAGCGGUUCAUGGAACUGGAGGAUGUGAUGGAUCAGGAACGUAAGGCACAUUCAACAGCUGUGAGCCAGUUAGAGGGCCAGAGCCGAAUCCUGGAGAGCAAAGCACGAAGCUAUGCAGAUCAGGUGGCUGGUCUGGAGGAACAAAAAUCUUCACUACUCAAGGAGAUUUCGAUUCUCAAUCAGAGCCACACAAAGAUGGUACAAAACUACAAGGAACUGAGAUCACAAAAAGUGGCAUCAGCUGGUCCAGGACACACUAGCUCUUCAUCCAUAGAAGAGAAAAGGCCGAAGCCCCCACCAGUUCGGGUUCGUAUGCCUCUACAGUUUCUAUCAAGCCCCUCAGACUUGAAGCCUCCCAAGUCCUCAGUGGAACAUGGAGAAAUGAAUGAACUUUCUCAUCCAGAGAAAAUGCCCCAGAAAGUUGCAGAAAGAAAUGCAUUUCCCUUGGCACAGGAAUUGGACGUUCAGCCAGAAAAGGAGGCUUCUCCUAGUCAGCAUGGCUUUGAUUUGGACGAACUUUUAAGCUCUACUCCAGAACUCAAAUCUGACCCCCAAAUGCAAAACAGCCCUUUGAAUACCACCCUCGAGCGCAACACGGUCUCCCUUUUCGCUGAAGUUUCAGGCCUCAGCCCAGACCUCCUCACUGACAUGGAUGAUGGUGCUGAUUUGCAGGGAGAUGCCUUAGAAACCUUGCUAGCAGAAAACACUCAGCUUCAAGAAGCACGAACUGCUCUGGACACAGCCCGCCGCCAUCUUAUUAACCGUGUGGAGGAGCUCAGCGAAGAGCGUGAAUCUUUACGGAUGGAGAAUGAGAGAUCAUUGACUGACCUGCGUAGUUGCCAAAUGCAGCUGAAAGAAGCUGAGUUGGAACUUCUUCGGAUCCGGCAAGAAUUUAAGGAAUCAAGGCGUUCCAGUGAGGAGGGAGAGGCUGAGGGGGCGCUGUCCCGGACUCAGAGGUUCACCCGUGCGGAGAUGGCCCGUGUCGUGAUGGAGCGUAAUUUGUAUAAAGAGAGGCUGAUGGAACUACAGGAAGCGGUUCGACGUGCUGAGCUUCUGAGGGCUUCUCGGGAGGAACAAGCGAUUCAAAUGAAGAAAUCAUCAUUUUGGAAAAUUUUUGAUCGCCUGUUCAGCCCAUCAGAUGCUCCUGAGAGCGCUGUGGCCUCUCCUCUACCACCAGGGAGGUCCCGGCCUAGCCGCAACAGCCAAAGAGAUUCAGGACGGAGCACACUGAGAUUCAUCCCACGAGCAAUCUCACCCUCUGAGGCUGAUGGCUCCCCACAGCAGAAGCGGCGAGAACUGUAUGGUGAGAUCCGCUCACACAUCUGGCAGGAACAUGGUCGGGCACAGAUCCAUGGAUGGAGCCAGCCACCUUCAUUUCAGGGCCCGGACCCACCUGCCGAAACUACUCAGGUACCUGUACUUGUGCAGCUGAGAAUGCUGGAGCAGAAGGACCCCAGUACCAAGCUCUGGUGUGCUGCAGCAUCUGUUGGGCUGGAGCCUCGAGAAACACCACAGAUUGAUACCCCCCAUGGCAGCUCUUCCGGCAGGUCUCAGCUGUGGGUGGCUGCUGGGACCCACUCCGCCAGCGAAGUGACCCUCUUCAAUGCUCCCAAUACUAACCAGCUCCUGGAACACUUUGUGCUGCCUGGAAUUCACAUCCUCUCCAUGGCUUGUGUUCCUGGUCUGACAGCACUUGUUGGUGAAAAGCCAUUGGAAGGGCCAGAGAUCCUUGAAGACCCUUUGGCACCCCGAUCUGACAGUGAUGAAGAAGCAAGGGAAACGGAGGAAGUUGGCAGAGAACCCACUGUCUGGAUUGGGACCCAGGAAGGCUGUAUCUACAUUCAUUCUGCUGUGACUGACUGGCGAUGUUGCCAAGGCAAAGCACGUUUGAAGGAGGCUGUCCAUUGUAUUGUGCAUACCCAAGGCCGCGUUGUAGCUGCCCUUGCUGAUGGCUCUCUGGCUAUAUUCCAUCGGAACGCAGAUCGCAACUGGGAUCUGCACUCCCCACGCCUGGUUGAAUUGGGAAGGCCACGGCGCUCCAUUCGUUGCAUCAUCCCUGUGUUUAAUUGGCUCUGGUGCGGUUACGGAAAUCGAAUCUACCUGCUGGAUCCUCGAACCGCUCGCAUUCAGCGAUACUUUGAAGUGACUUCACACCCUGAAAGCCAUGUCCGGCACAUGGCAGCAGCUGGUGGUGGCAUCUGGGUUUCAGUCCGUCUGGAGACCACUCUGCGCCUUCUCCACGCAGAGACGGGGCAGCCACUGCAGGAAGUGGAAUUGGAGCCCUUCAUCAGCCGCACAUUUGGGCCCAGCAGUGUUAUCUUAGCCUUGAACAUCUCAGCUCUUGGUGCUUUUGGAAAGCGGCUGUGGGUUGGCACAUCCGGUGGCACCAUUAUAUCUGUGCCUUUUGUCUCCGAAUUUUCCGAAAGCUUGGAGACUUCUCCCUCUUCUGGUAUCCCUUAUUGUGCUAUGGAGCAAGCCCAGAUCAGCUACCAUGGGCACCGUGAUGCUGUCCGUUUCUUUGUCUCUGUCCCAGGAUAUGUGGAUCCGUCUGCCGCAGAAUACCUCAAGGAAUCGCACAGUCAAGAGAAACUAAGCAAACCUUGCAGCUUAGUGCUAAGUGGAGGGGAAGGGUAUAUUAAUCUCCGGAUAGGAGACAACUCCGAUAAGCACUACGGUGACCUGCUACACCCGAACCCGCGCCUCCGUCGAGCGGAGCGAAGCCACCUCAUUGUCUGGCAGGUGCAGGACUGAGGUCAUGAUCGUGGACACUUGGGACAUGUGCUUCUGCCUGGAAGGGAAUGACACAACUGCCAGAUGUUGGCACUGCCUCCCUGUCACUGUUUCCUGCUCUCUUCCCUGACUCAGGUCAUCUCUUUCUCUGGGGUUUGCAGAGUUGAGAUAAAACUUUUUUUACCUUUUGAGACUGGUGGUGGGAAAAAGCCACUGGAGCUCUGGAAUCUGUUUGGUGAACAGGCUUGGUGAGAAGAACAGUUGGUGCCUCCUCCAAUCCUCCCUUUACUUUAUAUCAUCCAUUUCCAUUCUUU
This is a messenger RNA of Protobothrops mucrosquamatus (brown spotted pit viper), 3341 nucleotides long. RefSeq names its product C-Jun-amino-terminal kinase-interacting protein 3-like. Gene Ontology annotation, cellular component: cytoplasm. NCBI's taxonomy places the organism in Eukaryota, Metazoa, Chordata, Lepidosauria, Squamata, Viperidae. The coding region runs from base 1 to 3048 and encodes 1015 amino acids. Gene Ontology annotation, biological process: vesicle-mediated transport. Gene Ontology annotation, molecular function: signaling receptor complex adaptor activity; JUN kinase binding; kinesin binding. The transcript is spliced from 27 exons. The record is from RefSeq and is a predicted model, not a curated record.